AAAUACCAAUUGUUUCAUUUUUAAUGAGUGUCAAAGUCAUAAUAAACCACUUCCUUGCUUUCUUGCGAAACGGAAAACCUAAUUCCCAACUGUAAUCAGCUCAACUUAUAAUCCGAUUCAUUUCAAUUUAUUUUGUUUACUUGUUCGAGACGAAACCAUGAUUUGAUCCAAUUUAUUAUUGCGGGGACAAAAUCUGUAGAAGAGGUAUAAAGCAAUCCCCAUCUGAGAAAAAAGGGAAGAGUCGAUCGAAGAAGAAAUGGGCAUAAUAAAAACCAGCUUCUCGUUCAUUGUGGGGACAGCAUGCGGAGUUUACAUAGCCCAGAAUUACAACGUUCCUAAUGUUCGGAAGCUUUUCAACACUGGCCUAGUGAUCGCCAAGCACAUCGAGGAGAAUUACCGCAAGCCCAAGAAGCGCGACGAUGAUGAAUAGAGCCUGAGUUUUUAAACUUCUGGAUGAACAGGAAGGAAGCUAAUGCUUCUCAACCUUACCAAGAGUUUACUGCUGAUGUGCUGGAAAGUUCAAAUUCAGCUUUAAAGUUGGUGGGGUACGAGAGCGAUGAAAGUACUUCUGCUGAUGGUGAAGAGGACCGAGGUACUUCAUGGGUUUCGGAAGAGCUCUCAAAUCCUAGCAGCAAACUGCAGUACUUUCCAGUUUCUGGUAUGAUUUUUGGAUGCAAACCUGAACAGAUCUAACAGUGUUGAAAUUUACUUUUAUUUUUAUCCUGUGAAACUUUACUUUGAGAGAAACAGUCAACUGGAGCUACAUGAUGAACUGGAUUAUGAAAUAAAAGAUAUAGAUGCGAUUGUAGUGUAUAAGAUUGUUUACUUAAUGAUAAUGCUAAAACCUAAAAUUUGUUAGCGUCAC
Salvia miltiorrhiza (redroot sage) is the source of this 865-nucleotide messenger RNA. RefSeq lists its product as uncharacterized. The coding region runs from base 454 to 693 and encodes 79 amino acids. The transcript has 4 exons. The record is from RefSeq and is a predicted model, not a curated record. NCBI's taxonomy places the organism in Eukaryota, Viridiplantae, Streptophyta, Magnoliopsida, Lamiales, Lamiaceae.